Molecule: messenger RNA, 1035 nt
Organism: Haemonchus placei
Lineage: Eukaryota; Metazoa; Nematoda; Chromadorea; Rhabditida; Trichostrongylidae
Source: the annotation of a GenBank genome assembly
AUGGAAGGUCCCUCCGCCCCAAUGAGUCUGCACCGCCUCCACGGUGUCGGUAACGAUACACCGCUGUCUCCUUGCCUUUACUAUGAACCACUGAUCAAACCUGUUGCGGUGGAUGCACGUUCACCUACUGAUAAGACACAGGAAUCCACGGACACCGCAAAAUCGUUCAAAUAUGUAAAGACGAGGUCAAGGUCGAAUGAAGCUCUUCUUAGCCCAAAUCUGUUGGCAGGGGCUGAAGAGCCGAAAAUGCAUACGGCUAUCGCAAUGGAUAAAGAUGGCGAAGAGGAAAAAGAAGUUGCUACCGCAAAACUAAUAGAUGAUGAAGAGACGAAGGGAGUGUCUACGGCAAAACUGAUAAAUAGUGAGGAGGAUAAGGAACAUACCGCUAUAUUGUAUAAAUCUGCAGAAUCAAAGACUCCUCCAACUGCAAGAUUGGCGUCACCUGAAGAUUUGAAGGAACAGAGAACUCAAUCAAAAGAAUGGGAUUUGCUCCCGGAGAAAAAAACUCAGGAAGGAUCGAGGGAAUGGGAUUUGCUCCCGGAAAAGAAAACCCAAGAUUCGCGAGAGAUCGAAACUUCCGAAGUCCGUUCAGUUCCCCUUUAUGAUCCGAUUGUGUAUUCUAAUAUGCAACCACCCAGGACGAAAAAGAGCACAAGCAGGAUAAUACCGAUUUCUCGUAAGAAACGCGGUAAAAAGGAAGAGAGCGUGAAAAAGACGCAAGAAGAAAUAGAACAGCCAGAACUCGAGCAGUUAGACGUUGAUGUUUCGGGCCGGCGACGUUCGCGAUCACGACUAGCACCAGGCCUACCUGAGGAUGGUGGCGAUUUAGUCCUUGAAUUUCCAGUGGAAGAACACGAUGACGAUAUGAUCACAAGAAACUAUCUUUCCUUCCCUCCUACCGUCAUCCUAUCGCGACAGGGCAAGCGGCCCGUGUUCUUGACGCAUGAUCCCUCGAAACCAGAAGUUGCCAACAUCUCUGCAGCAGAAUUCAUUGAUUCCCUGCAUGUUUGCAAGAACCUUGAAGAUUCUGAAUAA